Messenger RNA from Adineta steineri, 1591 nucleotides. The record is from the annotation of a GenBank genome assembly. NCBI's taxonomy places the organism in Eukaryota, Metazoa, Rotifera, Eurotatoria, Adinetida, Adinetidae.
AUGACAUCGAAAACUAAUUAUGAAUACAUUAUCUUGAAAAAAGAAGCUCAUCGUGAAUUUCGUCGUUUGUAUCAUUUAGAAGAAAAACGUCGUCAACAAUUAUUAGUUCGUCAUGAAUUUGAAAUUGAUGAACAACGACAAGAAUUUCGUCGUAAACGUGAAGAAUUAAUGAGAAAAUAUGAUGGUGAAUUGCAAGCAAUGGAACAAAAACAUAAUAUUGAAAUUGAACGUGAAAAUAUUCUAUUAACAAAUGAAUAUAAUAAAAAAAUCAAACAACUCAAAACUGAUCAAGAAAAAGAAUUUAAACAAUUUCGUGAACAACUUCGAGAACAAAUCAAACAAAUCAAACGUGAAUAUGAUUCACCAACAUCAACAUAUCACAAUUCACAAACAUUGAAAGAUCGAAAAGAACAUUUAAAACGAUAUUUAACUGAAAAAGAAGAUGAAUCAUAUGUACGUGAAAAAGAAUUUCUUGAUAAUCAACAACAAAUAUAUGAUAAUCAAUUGAAAACAAUUGAAAAUUAUUAUGCAAAACGUAUAGAAAUGUUUGAAAAACAAUUUCAAAUAAAAAAACAAAGUCUAUUAAAACUAAAUGAACAAGAAUUAUGGGAUAUUGAUGAAUUAGAAUUACGUUCACGUUAUGAUCUUUUACGUAAACAAACAAAAUCUUUUUACGCAUUAUUUCGUACAAUGUUAACACAACAAUCAGAAAAAGAAUUACAACAAUUAGAUGAACAAAUACGUUUUGAACGUAAUACACUGGAAGCACGUCUUACAGAUGAUAAAAGAGAAUGGCCAAAACUAUGGAAAAAAAUGCAAAAAACACGAACGAAACAAUUUCGACAACAAUUAAUUAUGAAUAAAACAUCAUCUGAAGAAGAAAAGAAACUUAUUAAAAAGUUUGAAACUGAUGAAUAUGAACGUUAUCGAAUUCAUGAAGAACGUUUAAAAGAAAAACAUUAUCAAUUAAUAGAAAAUCUUCAUAGUAAACAUCAAGCAACAAGAAAUGAAUUAUUAUUUGUUCAACGACAAAAAUUAGAACAAUGUAUUGAAUAUGAAACACGUAAAUUACAAGAACUUCAAUCAACAUUUGAAAGUGAUUGGAUGGAAUUUCGUAAUACUCAAAAAACUCGAAAAUUAGUAAGAUAUAUAUUUGUUUUGUAUAAUUAAAGAAAAAUAUUUUCUUUUCUACAUAAAUUCAUCCAGAUUGAUCAGUUUCAUAUAAAAUCACCUCUUAGUUUACCAUUAAUAAUACCUAAGCAGAAUGAUAAACUAUAUUCUCCAACUAUACUGAAUGAUAGACAUUGUCAGAUAUAUAUCUACGAUACGAAUCAAGUAUUUUCUAAUACAUUAUUGGAUCCAAAUUUUUCUUCAAUGAAACAACAAACUCAAGUUAAUUAUUAAAAUGAUUCGAUCAUCAUUACAAUAAGUAUUUCAUCUUUGAGACAAACGAAUAGAUAAAUAGAUUUUUAACUAAUUAGUACUCAUCGCUAUUUUUUAUUAAUGACUGGUGAUUGGUUUAUAUAUUGAUUAAUAUUGGUUCUUUUUUUUAUACUUUAUCUUUCUGUAGCAAUCUAUAUCUCUUCCAUAU